Messenger RNA from Patiria miniata (bat star), 1961 nucleotides. Its product is annotated as signal recognition particle 54 kDa protein-like. NCBI's taxonomy places the organism in Eukaryota, Metazoa, Echinodermata, Asteroidea, Valvatida, Asterinidae. Gene Ontology annotation, biological process: SRP-dependent cotranslational protein targeting to membrane, translocation; SRP-dependent cotranslational protein targeting to membrane. Gene Ontology annotation, cellular component: signal recognition particle, endoplasmic reticulum targeting; cytosol. The transcript has 15 exons. Gene Ontology annotation, molecular function: ATP hydrolysis activity; GTPase activity; endoplasmic reticulum signal sequence receptor activity. Bases 256 to 1800 code for a protein of 514 amino acids. The record is from RefSeq and is a predicted model, not a curated record.
AAAAUACACCACUUACGUGUACCUGUACUGUGUAAUCGAACGUGAUGAAAUGAAAAAGCUGUGAGAAACAUAUUUUUGCCACAGUUUCCGUAUUCCCCACUUAUUAUGACUCUUAAUUUGAAGGCAUACGUGAAAAAGUGAUUAUAUUCAAGCAUGCCACUAAUGUAAUUAAGGAACAACAGGAAGUACCAACUAAUUGCAGUCAUAAGUACAAGAGUAAUUUAUUCCAGAAAGUAACAUCAGUGAUAAUUCAAGAUGGUGUUAGCGGAUCUUGGCCGUAAGAUCACCUCGGCACUGAAGUCUUUGAGUAAUGCCACCAUCAUUGACGAAGAUGUGCUGAAUUCUAUGCUGAGUGAAGUAUGCCGUGCUUUACUCGAAGCUGACGUCAACAUCCGAUUAGUCAAACAGCUGAGAGAAAAUGUCAAGUCGGUGAUAGACUUUGAAGAGAUGGCCGGCGGUCUGAAUAAGAGGAAGAUGAUCCAGACCGCUGUCUUCAAGGAACUGGUCAAGCUGAUCGACCCCGGUGUGAAAGCCUGGACACCACUCAAAGGCAAACCCAACAUUAUAAUGUUUGUUGGGCUGCAGGGUAGCGGCAAGACAACGACAUGUACAAAGCUAGCCUACCAUUUUCAGAAGAAGGGAUGGAAGUCGUGUUUAAUUUGUGCAGACACAUUUCGUGCAGGUGCUUUUGACCAACUCAAACAGAAUGCAACAAAAGCAAGAAUACCUUUCUAUGGAAGUUACACAGAAGUAGACCCAGUGCUACUGGCCGCUGACGGCGUAGAGAAGUUCAAGAAUGAAGGAUUUGAGAUCAUCAUCGUUGACACGAGCGGGAGACAUAAGCAAGAAGAUUCACUGUUUGAGGAGAUGUUGCAAGUGUCCAAUGCAGUGAACCCUGACAAUGUGGUCUUUGUGAUGGACGCAUCCAUCGGUCAAGCUUGCGAGGCCCAGUCCAGAGCCUUCAAGGAGAAAGUGGACGUAGCUUCAGUCAUCAUUACUAAGCUGGAUGGUCAUGCGAAGGGUGGUGGAGCUCUCAGUGCUGUUGCGGCCACAAAAAGUCCUGUCAUCUUCAUAGGAACGGGUGAACACAUUGAUGACUUUGAGCAAUUCAAAACGAAACCGUUCGUCAGUAAACUGUUAGGUAUGGGAGAUAUAGAAGGCCUGAUUGACAAAGUGAGUGAGCUGAAACUAGACGACAAUGAAGAACUCAUCAACAAACUCAAACACGGUGAAUUCACGUUGCGAGACAUGUACGAGCAAUUCCAAAACAUCAUGAAGAUGGGACCAUUUGGCCAAAUUAUGGGUAUGAUCCCAGGAUUCAGCAGUGAUUUCAUCUCCAAGGGCAACGAGCAAGAAUCCAUGGCCAGAUUAAAGAAGCUAAUGACGAUCAUGGACAGCAUGAACGACGAAGAGUUGGACAGCCGUGAGGGCGCUAAGCUCUUCAUGCGAACCCAGGGGCGUGUCCAUCGAGUAGCCAGGGGGGCGGGGGUCUCGUCCAAGGAGGUACAAGAGUUGCUGCAGCAGUACCAGAAGUUUGCCCAGAUGGUGAAAAAGAUGGGUGGCAUCAAGGGACUCUUCAAGGGUAAAGGUGGUGACAUGGCCAAGAACGUGAAUCCAGCACAGAUGCAAAAGUUGAACCAGUCUAUUGCCAAAGCUAUGGAUCCGAGAGUGCUACAUCAAAUAGGUGGUAUGGGCGGACUACAGAACAUGUUGCGGCAAUUCCAGCAGGGGGCAGGAGGUGCGGGUGGCUUAGGUGGGCUGGGGAACAUGAUGGGUGGAGCAGGAGGGCAAAACAAAUGAUCCAUCGGUAUGGAGGGGGGCAGGAGUUGGGGUGGCUUAGGUGGGCUGGGAAUGAUGGGUGGAGCAGGGGGGCAAAAUAAAUGAUCCAUGGGUAUGGAGGGGGCAGGAGGUGGGGUGGCUUAGGUGGGCUGGGGAACAUGAUGGGUGGAGCAGGGGGACAA